AAUGUCAAGCAGCAGCGCCGCAACCUAAAAUGGAGCCCGGUCGGCGCGGCGGCGGCGGCGGCAGCCUGGCGGCGGGCUCCCGGGCGGCGGGGCCUCGGGUCCCCAAGCUCUGCGCUGCGCCCGGGCGCACACGCGCGUCCUGACCGCGGACGGCGCCUGGCCCCGCCGAGCCGCCCCUUUCCCUGCCCUCGCGCAACUGUCAGGCAGAACGGGCCGGCGGAUAUUGGCUCCGCGACACGCCGAGGCUCCUCCCCGAGCCUGGAUCUUUAUAUUUUGGGAGAAUUUCUUUGAACUCAGUUACCAAGCUGCGUGAAGGAGACAAGUUCCCACAGCUGGCUCGCUGGCGGGGGCCAGGCGAGGGCUCGCCCACCUCCUCGGUGGCGGCCACGUGCCCUGAUUGUAAGCCUCCUUUCCCUGGUGGAGGAGCGCGGACUCACUUGGCCGAGGGAAACGCCAAUUAUCUGGAUGUGACCGUGAGAAGAGAGCGUGUGGCUGGAGGAGGCAGAAGAGGAUGAGGAAAAGCAGUAUCUGAAGAAAGGAUAAACCGCCCGCUCCAAAGCUCUCUGCCAAUUGGCGACAUUACUUCUGGGGCCCGUUUGCUUUUAUCCUUCCUCCCCCCUAGUUAAGAAGCCUUGGCUCGAGGGCCAAAAGACAGCCCCCUGUAACUGGGGGGCCCUUCUGGGUUGGAAGACGCGGUGGAUGUAGUGCCGCCGGAACGUUUCAGACACACUCUUCUGGACGAGCCACCAUGAAUUCGGUAGCUGGGAAUAAAGAGAGGCUUGCGGUUUCCACCAGGGGCAAGAAAUACGGGGUGAAUGAAGUCUGCUCGCCCACCAAGCCCGCGGCGCCCUUCUCGCCUGAGAGCUGGUACCGGAAAGCGUACGAGGAGUCCCGCGCCAGCAGCCGGCCCACCCCCGAGGGCGCAGGCUCUGCGCUCGGCUCCUCGGGAACCCCGUCCCCCGGCUCGGGCACCUCGUCCCCGAGCUCCUUCACGGGCUCCCCGGGCCCCGCCUCCCCAGGCAUUGGCACCAGCUCGCCGGGCUCCCUGGGCGGCUCGCCGGGCUUCGGCACGGGCUCCCCCGGCUCGGGCAGCGGUGGCGGCUCCUCCCCCGGCUCUGACCGCGGUGUCUGGUGCGAGAACUGCAACGCCCGCCUGGUGGAGCUGAAGAGGCAGGCGCUGAAGCUGCUGCUCCCGGGGCCCUUCCCCGGCAAGGAUCCUGCUUUCUCGGCUGUGAUUCAUGACAAGCUCCAGGUCCCCAACACCAUCCGGAAGGCAUGGAACGACAGGGACAACCGCUGUGACAUCUGUGCCACGCACCUGAACCAGCUGAAGCAGGAGGCCAUCCAGAUGGUGCUGGCCUUGGAGCAGGCAGCCGGCAGCGAGCACUACGACGGCUCGCCGGGCUCCCCGCCACCGCUCCCCAGCAUCCCCACCCUGGUGGGGCCCCGGCACGUGGGCGGGCUCCCGCAGCCCAGGGAUUGGGCCUUCGUGCCCGCCUCCUAUGCCUCCUCCAACUACACAGCCUUUGUGGCCAACAAGCAUAACGGCAAACCCAACAGCCUUGGCGUCAGCAAUGGGGCGGAGAAGAAGAGUGUGUCCCCAACCCAUCAGGCCAAAGUCAGCCUCCAGAUGGCCACCAGUCCCAGCAACGGAAACAUCCUCAACUCAGUGGCCAUCCAGGCUCACCAGUACCUGGACGGCACCUGGUCCCUGUCGAGAACCAAUGGGGUCACCCUGUACCCCUACCAGAUCUCUCAGCUGAUGACAGAGGCUGGCCGGGAGGGGCUGUCAGAAGCGGCGCUGAAUCGCUACAAUGCAGACAAGCCCUCAGCCUCCAGCGUCCCGGCCUCGCAGGGCUCCUGCGUGGCUGCCGAGACCUCCGCGGGCACCUCGGUGGCUGCUUCCUUCUUCGCAAGAGCUGCCCAGAAGUUAAAUCUGUCUUCUAAAAAGAAGAAGCAUCGACCGUCUACAUCUGUCGCCGAGUCACCCCUCUUUGCCACCAGCUUCAGCGGCAUUCUGCAGCUCUCCCCUCCCCCGGCCCCGCCGUGUCUGCUGCGGGCCGUCAGCAAGGUGAAGGACACCCCAGGCCUGGGCAAGGUGAAAGUCAUGCUUCGCAUCUGUUCCACGUUGGCCCGUGACACCUCGGAGUCCAGCUCUUUCUUAAAGGUGGACCCACGGAAGAAGCAGAUCACCCUGUAUGACCCCCUGGCGUGUGGAGGUCAGAAUGCCUUCCAGAAGAGAGGCAACCAGGUUCCUCCGAAGAUGUUCGCCUUCGACGCGGUCUUCCCACAGGAUGCUUCUCAGGCCGAGGUGUGCGCCGGGACCGUGGCGGAGGUGAUCCAGUCCGUGGUCAACGGGGCCGACGGCUGCGUGUUCUGUUUCGGCCACGCCAAGCUGGGAAAAUCCUACACCAUGAUCGGGAAGGACGACUCCAUGCAGAACCUCGGCAUCAUCCCCUGCGCCAUCUCCUGGCUCUUCAAGCUCAUCAACGAGCGGAAGGAAAAGACUGGAGCCCGCUUCUCGGUCCGGAUCUCGGCCGUGGAGGUGUGGGGCAGAGAGGAGAACCUGCGGGACCUGCUGUCCGAGGUGGCCACGGGCAGCCUGCAGGACGGCCAGUCCCCCGGCGUGUACCUGUGUGAGGACCCCAUCUGCGGCACGCAGCUGCAGAACCAGAGCGAGCUGCGGGCGCCCACGGCGGAGAAGGCCGCCUUCUUCCUGGACGCCGCCAUCGCCUCGCGCCGGGGCAGCCAGCAGGACUGCGACGAGGACGACCACCGCAACUCCCACAUGCUCUUCACGCUGCACAUCUACCAAUACCGGAUGGAGAAGAGCGGGAAAGGGGGAAUGUCCGGAGGCCGCAGCCGCCUACACCUCAUUGACCUCGGCAGCUGUGUGAAAGCCCUCAGCAAGAACCGGGAAGGAGGCCCCGGGCUGUGCCUCUCGCUGUCCGCCCUGGGCAACGUCAUCCUGGCCCUCGUCAACGGCAGCAAGCACAUCCCCUACAAGGAGAGCAAGCUGACCAUGCUGCUGCGGGAGUCCCUGGGCAACGUGAACUGCCGCACCACCAUGAUCGCGCACGUCUCCGCCGCGGCCGGCAGCUACGCCGAGACCCUGUCCACCGUGCAGAUCGCCUCGAGGGUCCUGCGGAUGAAGAAGAAGAAGACGAAGUACACGUCGAGCUCCUCCGGCGGGGAGAGCUCCUGCGAGGAAGGCCGGAUGCGCAGGCCCACCCAGCUGAGGCCCUUCCACGCCAGGGCUGCGGGGGACCCCGACUUCGCCAUCCCUCACCUGUCCAGCGACCCCGACUACUCCUCCAGCAGCGAGCAGUCCUGCGACACGGUCAUCUACAUCGGGCCCAACGGCGCGGCGCUCUCGGACAAGGAGCUCACCGACAACGAGGGCCCCCCCGACUUCGUCCCCAUCGUGCCCGCCCUGCAGAAGAGCAGGGGCGACAGCCGGCCGGCGGAGGCCGGAGUGGCCGCUGCCCGCAAGCCGGAGAGGGACUGCUUGAAGUGCAACACCUUCGCCGAGCUGCAGGAGAGGCUGGACUGCAUCGACGGCAGCGAGGAGCCCAGUCCGUUUCCGUUCGAGGAGCUGCCUGCCCAGUUCGGGGCAGAGCAGGCAAGCAAGUGCCCCCCAUUGGGCCCCGCGGCAGGGGCCACCCUGCUCUGUGAGUCUGAUAAGGAGGACAACGGGUCAGACGGCCAGCUGACUGACAGAGAAGGCGCUGACCCCCCGGCCUCCAGGGUGCCAAGGAACCCCUCUCCGGUCCCAGCCACCACCCUCCCCGGCAGCCCCGCCCUGGCCUCGCCCCGGAGCAUCCCCGGCGGCAGUGGCAGCAGCGGCAGCAGCAGCCAGCAGGGCACCUCCCAGCUGGUGCAGAGCCGCAGCCUCCAGAGCAGCCGCGAGAGCCUGACCUCCUGCGGGUUCGUGGAGGGCAAGCCCAGGCCCAUGGGCUCCCCCCGGCUGGGCGUCGCCAGCCUGUCCAAGACGUCCGAGUACAGGCCGGCCAGCUCCCCUUCCCAGAGGUGCAAGGUCUACACCCAGAAGGGCGUGCUGCCCUCUCCCACCCCACUGCCGCCCUCGAGCAGGGACCCCGGCAUGGCGUCCGGCGAGUCCCUGCUGCAACCUGAGGUGCGGACCCCCCCGGUGGGAAUGAGCCCCCAGAUCGUGAAGAAGUCCGUGUCUGCUGGGAGUGAAGGGCUCCCCGAGGCCCCCGCGGAGUGCGAGAGCCAGGCAGCCACGCCUGCGGACUCCAGGAAGGAGCUCGUGAGCACCACGACGGUGACGGUGCAGCAGCCGCUGGAGCUGAACGGCGAGGACGAGCUGGUGUUCACGCUGGUGGAGGAGCUGACCAUCAGCGGGGUCCUGGACGGCGGCCGCCCCACCAGCAUCAUCAGCUUCAACAGCGACUGCUCCGUGCAGGCCCUGGCCUCGGGCUCGAGGCCCGUCAGCAUCAUCGGCAGCAUCAGCGAGGACCUGGAGUGCUACUCCGGCGUGGCGCCCGUGUCCGAGGUCAGCAUCACGCAGUUCCUGCCGCUCCCGAAGCUGAGCCUGGACGAGAAGGGCCGGGAGGUGGGCAGCCGGCGGUCCUCCAUCAGCUCCUGGCUCAGCGAGAUGAGCACGGGCAGCGACGGCGAGCGGUCUUGCCACAGCUUUGUGGCGCAGGCCUGUUUCGGGCACGGGGAGGCCAUGGCGGAGCCCCCGGCGCCGGAGCUCGUCGGCGGCCUCCAGAGCGCCGCCGUGGUGUGCCGGGAGAGGCCCCAGGCCGGCUCUGACAAUGUGCUCAUCUUGUCUGAAACGGGGGAGGACUCCUUCGACAAAGCCACCCCCAUCAAAGGCUGCAAGAUAUCCACCCUGGGCAAGGCCAUGGUCACCAUCUCCAACACGGCCAAUCUGAGCAGCUGCGAAGGGUACGUCCCCAUGAAGACCAACAUCACGGUCUACCCCUGCAUCGCCGUGGGCCCCCGGCACGUCCAGGAGCCUGAGGCGUCCACUGGCGCUGAGCCCAAAGCAGCCCCGUGCCAGGAGAGAAAGGACACCAGAGCAAAGAGAGAGAUGACGUUUGAGGACCCGUGGCUAAAACGAGAGGAGGAGGUACAGAAAGAGGGAGUGUGUCCCAGCGAGGAAGGGACGGGGUAUGAGCCGGCCCCAGGCCCCGCGAAGCCUGAGGCCGCGGCAGGGCGGGAGCAGGACGGCAAGGCCAGCCCCAGCGACAGGCUGAGCAGCGGCAGCAGCGCUGAGGUGUCUGCCUCCCCGGGGACCGACAGCGGCAGGAGGGUGGUGGAUGGCUGCGAGACCGCCCUGCCCGGCGGGGCCACCCAGACCCCCAUGCCUCCCAGCAAAAGCCUUAAGUCCAGCAGCCUCCCCAGGGCUUUCCAGAAGGCCAGCCGGCAGGAGGAGCCGGACGGCCUCUUCUCCCACGGCGUCCCCGAGACCUGCGGCAUCGGCCCCGCGCUGGGCAGCCAGUCCUCCAAGGCGACCCUAGAGAGGAAGGUGGCAUCACCCAAGCACUGUGUCCUGGCCCGGCCCAAAGGCACCCCGCCGCUGCCACCGGUGCGAAAGUCCAGCCUGGACCAGAAGAACCGGGCCAGCCCCCAGCACAGCGCCAGCGGCAGCAGCACCAGCAGCCCCUUGAACCAGCCUGCGCCCUUCCUGGCCAGCUUCCCGGACGAGCCCAGUGGCAAGGCGAAGGACGCCAGCAGCAGCAGCAAGCUCUUCAGUGCCAAGCUGGAGCAGCUGGCCAGCAGGACCAACUCCCUGGGCCGGAGCACCGUCAGCCACUACGAAUGCCUGUCGCUGGAGCGGGCCGAGAGCCUGUCCUCCAUGAGCUCCCGGCUGCACACCGGCAAGGACAGCACCAUGCCUCGCGUGGGGAGGAGCCUGGGCCGCAGCGCCGGUGCCUCGCCCACCAACCCGUGUGCGCCGCAGUCGGCCGGGGCCUCGCCCAAGGCCAGCCAGUCCAAGAUCUCGGCCGUGAGCAAGCUGCUCCUGGCCAGUCCCAAAGGGCGCAGCCUGGCCACCUCCACCACCAAGACGCUCAGCUUCUCCACCAAGUCCCUGCCGCAGUCGGUGGGCCAGAGCUCCACCCCGGCCCCGAGUGGGAAGCACAUGUCCUGGUCCACGCAGUCGCUGAGCCGGAGCCGGGGCUCUGGCCUGGCCGCCAAGCUGCCGCUGCGCGCGGUGAACGGGCGCAUCUCCGAGCUGCUCCAGGGCAGCGCAGGGCCCCGGGCCCUGCAGCCACGGGCCGGGCCCGACGAGGAGCGCCCCGGGGCCCCCGAUGACAAGCCGGCGGCCGCACCCCUGCUGCCGUCACCCUACAGCAAGGUCACGCCGCCGCGGAAGCCGCACCGCUGCAGCAGCGGCCACGGCAGCGACAACAGCAGCGUGCUGAGCGGGGAGCUGCCCCCGGCCAUGGGCAAGACGGCGCUGUUCUACCACAGCGGCGGCAGCAGCGGCUACGAGAGCAUGAUGCGCGACAGCGAGGCCACGGGCAGCGCGUCCUCCGCCCAGGACUCCAUGAGCGAGAACAGCAGCUCCGUGGGCGGCCGCUGCCGCAGCCUCAAGACCCCAAAGAAGCGCCCCAAUUCAGGUUCGCAGAGACGGAGGCUUGUGCCUGCUCCGUCCCUCGACACCCCCUCCCCCGCCAGGAAGCCGGUCGGCAGUGCCGGGGUCCGCUGGGUGGACGGCCCCUUGCGCAGCGCCCAGCGGGGCCUCGGGGAGCCCUUUGAGAUCAAAGUCUACGAAAUCGACGACGUGGAGCGGCUGCAGCGGCGACGAGGGGGCGGCAGCAAGGAGGUGACGUGCUUCAACGCGAAGCUGAAGAUCCUGGAGCACCGGCAGCAGCGGAUCGCCGAGGUCCGCGCCAAGUACGAGUGGCUGAUGAAGGAGCUGGAGGCGACCAAGCAGUACCUGAUGCUGGACCCCAACAAGUGGCUCAGCGAAUUUGACCUGGAGCAAGUCUGGGAGCUGGAUUCCCUGGAGUACCUGGAGGCGCUCGAGUGCGUGACGGAGCGCCUGGAAAGCCGCGUCAACUUCUGCAAGGCCCACCUGAUGAUGAUCACCUGCUUCGACAUCACCUCCAGGCGCCGGUGAGGGGGCGCCGGCCGGCCUGCAGGCCCCCCGGGACCCCACAGCCAGGCGCGCGCCCCCGGCCCCCGGGGCUGGCGGCGCUCGGAGACCACGGCAUGAGGACGAAGGUCGGUGGCAAGUCUGCGGUGGCGUCGAGCGGCUUUGUUUUCUGUGGGAGCGGCGCAAACACCGAGCGCGCGUGGGAGGAGGAGGAAGCGACGGGAAGCCCGAGGGACGGGCAGCCCCGGGGGACGGAACAAGCACUUUGCGGGACUCUCGAGGACUCGUGUGUACAUACGGACUGCUGGCGGAAGAGACCCCUCUCUCCCCCACCCCGGUUGUGCGAGGAAGGGCGGGGGUGGGCGCGGGGGUGCUGUCGGAAGCGGAAAACAAAACACCAACGGAAUAUGACCCAGAAAGACUGAUUAAGUGCCUUGCAAAAUCUUUAUUAUUAUCCAAACGUUUAUGUUCAUACUCUCCUGUGUACAGAUGGUGCUAGUCAAGAUGCAAAAAAAAAAAAAAAAACAACAGAAGUGAAACGCGAACGCAUUUGCGACGUGUAUUUGCAGCCCGUUUUCCCUUGGUGUUCUUCUACCCCGUUUCGGACUUGCUGUUUCUGAGUAGGUUGUGUGUGUAGUUCCCUGACCAGUAUCGCACAUGAAUAAAUGUUCACUGUCUCUCA
Phyllostomus hastatus (greater spear-nosed bat) is the source of this 7754-nucleotide messenger RNA. RefSeq names its product kinesin family member 26B (gene KIF26B). Lineage: Eukaryota; Metazoa; Chordata; Mammalia; Chiroptera; Phyllostomidae. The coding region runs from base 749 to 7096 and encodes 2115 amino acids. The record is from RefSeq and is a predicted model, not a curated record. Gene Ontology annotation, molecular function: microtubule binding; ATP binding; microtubule motor activity. Gene Ontology annotation, biological process: microtubule-based movement. The transcript has 15 exons.